AUGUACAUACAUAUAUACAUACAUAUACAAAGGUCUCAAGCCUUGCACACCAUGGGCAAUGUCAUGGGCAACAUCGUGUUGAAGAAAUUGACUCCCGCCGAGCUCUACAAUAAGCUUCAGGACACACGAGAACUGCUCCUGGUGGUCGAUGUGGACAAAGAAGAUCAUGCUGAUGACGUCGGCGAGAUCUUGGAGACUACAGAACUCAACUUCAUGUCACCGCAGCUAUGCAAGAGGCUUCUUCGCAAGGUUAUGGUGAAUCGCCGCGCUAGAGGUUGGACCAUCGCGGUGCUGGGUCGCGAGGGUCGCCAGGCCCGAGCAGCAGAAGGUCUCUACAAAUGGAUUUCCGCCAAUGGCUUUGGUUUCACCCGGGACGAGACCAAGCGAAGUGACUCCUUAGUGAAAGAAGUCUGUGAACUUGCUGGCAGUACUGAAGACUUUUAUCGGUCCUUUCCGUUUCUGCAUGAAGGUCAUCCAUUUUUCGAACUUGGACGUUUAUAUCCUUCGCUGGUGGCUACAGCAGAUGAUGGUAGGGUUUUCCUCAGCAACUUUGGAGUUGCCAGCGACCCGCAUACCUACCAUGCCCUGGGAAUCCACUACGUGGUGAAUUGCUCAAGAGAUUUACCCUUUGUUGAUGAUGUGGUGUCUACUUUGCGCUCCAAGCCGCGAGACAAGAGCUCUUCAAUGCUUGAGGACACAGUCCAGAAACCAAUCAAAGCCGACCUCGAUGUACAGCUUGCAGCAAGACUCCGGGUGCCUGUGGAUGAUUCGAGCGACGUUCAGAUUUCGGAACAUUUUGCGGCGAGCGUGAGAUUUAUCGAAGAGUCCUUGCAAAAGAAAGAUGGCCAUGUCUUGAUUCAUUGCAAGCAUGGACAAAGCCGUUCAGCCACCAUCGCAGCUGCGUAUUUGUUGCACAAAGCAAAAGGGCAAAGUUCCCAAAGGGCAACUGUGGAUGAGGUUCUUGCAGAGCUCAAGAACUGUCGGCCAAGAGCCAGUCCAAAUCUCGGAUUCUUGCGGCAAUUGCACGAGUUUUCGGAAGGAGGCGAUUCUGAGACGAGAAUAGACUAG
This is a messenger RNA of Durusdinium trenchii, 1068 nucleotides long. Lineage: Eukaryota; Dinophyceae; Suessiales; Symbiodiniaceae. The record is from the annotation of a GenBank genome assembly.